UUGACAACUUGACACCAAUGCAUCAUAUUCAGUUACUAAGUCAGAUUGCUCAUUCGAUGUACCACUUUAUCACCAAGAUGAAGGAAACCGCAAUGCUCAUCAGUUUGUUUCUCUUGCUGGCUACAUCUUGGCAAUCUGCAGAUGCAAAGAUAUGUCAGAAGGGUUUUGUCAGCUACAACAAAAGCUGUUACUGGUUUUCACCGAAACUAAUGCUUGCAUCGUGGGCUGAAGCGCAGGUAUUCUGUAACACUAUGAAUUCCUACCUUGUCAUCAUUACGUCACGCCACGAGGACAGAUUCAUCCGGAGACGUCUGCAACAAAGACCCCUGGAUUCUGUUUUCUGGAUUGGUGCACACGAUCUCCUGACUGAAGGAGGCAACUUUCAGUGGAUGUCAAACGGAUCACCUAAACGUUUAACCUACUCCAACUGGUUUCCAGGCAAACCUGAUAACUACCAAGGAGUAGAGCACUGCGUAGAAAUGAGAAAGGUCGCUGACUUCAGUUGGAAUGACUGGUUGUGUAUCUCUCACUUUGGAUUCAUAUGUGAACAGUUUUAGAAGACGACAAAUAAAUCAGUAUCACACGA
This is a messenger RNA of Gigantopelta aegis, 586 nucleotides long. RefSeq names its product perlucin-like. Bases 18 to 557 code for a protein of 179 amino acids. The transcript is spliced from 4 exons. The record is from RefSeq and is a predicted model, not a curated record. Gene Ontology annotation, molecular function: signaling receptor activity. Lineage: Eukaryota; Metazoa; Mollusca; Gastropoda; Neomphalida; Peltospiridae.